Messenger RNA from Marmota flaviventris (yellow-bellied marmot), 4552 nucleotides. It is a transcript of the gene Kansl1l, whose product is annotated as KAT8 regulatory NSL complex subunit 1 like. Gene Ontology annotation, cellular component: NSL complex. Gene Ontology annotation, molecular function: histone acetyltransferase binding. The record is from RefSeq and is a predicted model, not a curated record. Lineage: Eukaryota; Metazoa; Chordata; Mammalia; Rodentia; Sciuridae.
GUUAAACCGCGGCGGCGGCGGCGGCCGGGGCGGGAGCAGGGCGCGCUCUGGAGACGAGUCAGCGGCGCCCCGGGUUGGGGGGAGGCGGGCGGGCAGCUAGAGAUCACCUCGGCAGCCCCCACCACGGCCGAACCGAAGGUGCGGCGGCGGAGGGGAGCCAGGGCGCCCCAGCAGGUUUCCAGUAAUUAUCUGCAGGGAUCGCCAUGACCCCAGCUCUGAGGGAAGCAACAGCAAAGGGUAUCUGCUUUUCAUCUUUGCCAAGUAACAUGGAGUCUGACAAGAUGCUAUGCAUGGAAGGUCCAAGAACUGUAGAUGAAAAGCUAAAAGGAGACACUUUCUCUCAGAUGCUGGGAUUUCCAACUCCUGAACCUACUCUUAACACUAAUUUUGUGAAUUUAAAACAUUUUGGCUCCACCCAGUCUUCAAAACAUUAUCAGACAGUUCUUUUAAUGAGUUCUAAUUCUACAUUAAAUAAAUACAAUGAGAAUUACAAACAAAAGAAAUCAGGGGAGCCCAACUGCAAUAAGCUGAAAAACAUACUGUGUAAUGGCAGCAACAUUCAGCUCAGUAAAAUCUGCCAUUCUCAUUCUGAAGAAUUCAUCAAAAAGGAACCUCUAUCAGAUACCACAAGCCAGGGCAUGAAAGAUAUACAAAUUAUUUUGGAUUCAAAUUUAACCAAAGACACUACUAUAGAUAAAGUACAAUUGCAAAAGUGUAAAUGGUACCAAAAGAAUGCACUUCUGGAUAAAGUUACUGAUGCUGAAAUUAAAAAGGGUUUAUUGCACUGCAUUCAAAAGAAAAUUGGACCUGGCUACUCAAAUGUGCCUAUUAAUUCCUCAGCUGCUGAGAAAGAGGAGGAAGUGAAUGCUCGUUUACUCCACUGUGUAAGCAAACAGAAAAUUUUACUUAGCCAGGCUAGAAGAACUCAGAAACAUUUGCAGAUGCUCCUGGCAAAGCAUGUUGUUAAGCACUAUGGUGAGCAAAUGAAAUUUUCUAUGAAACAUCAACUGCCCAAAGUGAAUCUCUCUCAUGAAUCUACCACAGUUUUGGAUAACAGUUUACCCAAAUGCACUGAAAUUAAGCCAGAAGUCAACAUGUUGACUGCAGAGAAUAAAUUGUGGGAUGAUACAAAAAAUGGCUUUGCUCGGUGUACAGCUACAGAAAUCCAAAGAUUUGCACUGUCUGCUACAGGGCUGUUGUCUCAUGUUGAAGAGGGUCUGGAUUCUGAUGCAACUGAUAGCAGCUCUGAUGACGAUUUGGAUGAAUAUACCAUUAGAAAAAAUGUGGCAGUUAACUGUAGUACUGAAUGGAAGUGGCUUGUAGACAGAGCAAGAGUUGGCAGCAGAUGGACUUGGCUUCAAGCCCAGAUUUCAGAGUUAGAAUACAAAAUUCAACAACUUACAGACGUUCACAGGCAAAUCCGCGCCUCCAAGGGAAUAGUGAUCCUAGAAGAAUGUCAGCUUCCAAAAGACAUUUUGAAAAAACAAAUACAAUUUGCUGACCAAGCAGCUUCAUUAAAUACUACAGGGAAUCCUCAGGUUCCCCAAGGGAAUCAAGAUCCUUUACCAGAACAGGAUUUUGAGAUGUCACCAAGCAGCCCUACCCUACUUCUUCGAAACAUAGAAAAACAGAGUGCACAGUUAACUGAAAUCAUCAACAGUUUGAUUGCCCCUCUCAACUUGUCUCCAACUUCAUCACCACUCUCCUCUAAAUCCUGCAGCCAUAAAUGUCUGGCUAAUGGCAUUUCUAGGAGUGCUUCAGAGAAUUUAGAUGAGCUCUCUUCCUCCAGUAGCUGGUUACUUAAUCAGAAGCACAGUAAGAAAAGGAGAAAAGACAGGACAAGAUUGAAAUCUCCAUCCUUGGCUAUCAUGAGUACAGCAGCCCGAACAAGGCCACUUCAGAGUUUCCACAAACGAAAACUCUACAGAUUGAGCCCCACUUUUUAUUGGACUCCACAGACUUUGCCUUCAAAAGAAACAUUUUUAAACACUACACAAAUGUCUUGCCUACAAUCAACUUCAGCUUGGAGUAACUGUGAACAUAAUUCAAAAUCUCAGAUAUUAAGAGAGCAUGUUUCAGAGUUAGAUUCUUCUUUCCAUUCUGUUCUAUCAUUACCAUCAGAUGUGCCUCUUCAUUUUCAUUUUGAAACAUUAUUUAAAAAGACUGAAAUAAAAGGAGAUCUUGCUGAAAAUAAAACUGUGGGCAACUGUAUCAUGUCACCAUCACCUGUACACAGUACUUCUCUGAAUCAGUGGAGUAAUGGAUAUUCACCUACAUGUAAGCCUCAAAUAAAGUCAGAGUCGUCUGCACAACUGUUUCAGGGAAGAAAGAAAAGACAUUUGAGUGAAACAGCAUUAGGAGAAAAAAAUAGAUUUGAAGAAUUUGCUUUUCAACGCACAGAACCAGGAUCCCAUUGUAAUUUCACUACCAUCUCUAAUGUCAAUGUUAUAUCAAGAACACAGAAUUCAUCAGCACAAAGUACGGCACGAAGGAGGUUAAGAAGUGAGAGCUCUUAUGACAUAGAUAACAUUGUGAUUCCCAUGUCUUUAGUAGCCCCAGCUAAGUUAGAGAAACUCCAAUAUAAGGAAAUUAUCACUCCAAGCUGGAGGAUGGUUGUUCUUCAGCCUUUGGAUGAAUAUAACUUACGUGAAGAAGAGAUAGAAGAUCUUUCUGAUGAAGUCUUCUCCCUAAGACACAAAAAAUAUGAAGAGAGAGAGCAAGCCAGGUGGUCACUAUGGGAACAAAGCAAAUGGCAUAGAAGAAACAGUAGGGCUUACAGUAAAAAUGUUGAAGGACAGGACUUUCUUUUGAAAGAAUGCCCUAAUGACUUCAGUAGCGGUCAGCAAUGUGCUGCUGAAAGUCCUCCUGAUCUUCCUUCAGAGCACCAUGAUCUCUAUGCACAUGGCUCACCCUUAAAUGAAAAUCAAGAAAUUACAUCUUUGUGGUGGGAACGGCGGUCUUUUCCACUGAAGGAUGAAGAUACGGCAGCUUUAUUAUGCCAAGAGGAUAAAAACAAUCAGACUGAGGUGUCAAGCACAGCUUUCCAUGCUGAAGUCGUCUGUACCAGCGCACCAGAGAAUGGCCACCACCCCAAAAAACAGCUAGGUGGAACAGAAGAGUAUAAAGCCUUUGGUCUAGGAAUUACUAAUGUUAAAAAAAAUAGGUGACAGGCUACAGGUGAAGAAAAUGAUGUAACUGAAGGGAAGUCAGGAGGGGAAAAAAAUAGCCCUGUUCUGGAUCUCCCAUCCACCUCUGGUCAUACUUCCAGAAUAACAGAAUGUACUGCAUGUAUUUACCUUUCAUGCUGUUUAUGGGGAACAGGCAAGAUUGUUUCUUUACCUUCUUGAACCACAGAAGUAGCUAGCUUUUUACCUAUAGACAAAUGCUAGGCAUCUGUGUUUAUCAUAUAAAUUACAAGCACCAAGAUAUUAACUGCUGCAAUUUGAUGUCAAAUCACAUUAUUGGGUAAUUUUUAACAUCACAAACAUACACACACUCACCCUUGCAUUAAAUGAGAGCUAUUUUCCUUCCUAUUCACAUGGUAAUUCACUAAAAUUGCCUCAAAAUAUAUUAAUAUACAAAUAUACAUAUAAAAUGGGCAUGCACGCGCGGGGUUUUUAAAUUACACUGGCAGUGACCCACUACACUUAAAAUUGCAUGUACCAACUUGCCCUAUGAAAUGUAAGCUGCAAUAAAUAUAAAGCACGUGUUUCCUCUGAUUAAAAAAAAAUUUUUUUUGAAAGUCUUGACUAUGGAGAGGGAGUUAUUUUUGUUUUUUAACAUGUUUAACCAAGAGAAGUUAUUUAUGGAAAUUCUUAUCACAGAUAAUAAAAUACUCAAUUUAUUUAAAAUCAAUGAUAUCUGUUGGACUGACCACAGGCUACUUUCUGUUACUCCUAACAGAAUUGAGACAAGCAAAUUAAUUAUAUAUGGGCGCACUUUAAAAUUAUACAUCUUUGAAAACACCAAUUUAAAAUGUGCAAUAAACAGGAAAGUCCUUCAUUAUAAAAUGUAAGCAAUGGUUUAAUUCUAGUCUAGAAAUACUGUUAUAUUUCUAACUAAUUUGAUCCUUCUUUGUCAUAGCUUAGUCAAAUAUCUAUUCUGACUUGCAUCCUAGAUUGUGAAUUAGAACUUCUCAGACGCCAAUACUUCAAUAUUUGAUACUGAGAUUGAACAUUUUGAGGCUAUUAUACUAUAUUUUUUUCCUAUGUGAAAUAUGAGGACAAUUUGUAUGAAUCACUUGGUCAUGUAAAACAGUUAUUCAAGUUAUAACACUCAUCUAACUGAAAUCCUGACCAUUUGGCCUAGACUAUGAAAUUUGACACAAAAUUUUUGUUUAGGAAUGGAAAUUAUACUGGUCCCUAUAAAAGGGGAUAAAAUUCAAAUUCAAUACUGACAAAACUUUUCCUUGUAGUUUCACUGUACAUUUAUUCUUAAAGAAAAAAAAAGCCUGACAUACAAGUUGUCCUGGCAAAAAAAAAUUCAAAUCUUUGUCUUGUCUGAUAUUAUAAUCUUCUAUGUAAGUUUUUUAAUUAAAGUUAUUUCUAUAUGC